Stegastes partitus (bicolor damselfish) is the source of this 2469-nucleotide messenger RNA. RefSeq names its product family with sequence similarity 120 member B (gene fam120b). Lineage: Eukaryota; Metazoa; Chordata; Actinopteri; Pomacentridae. Bases 1 to 2235 code for a protein of 744 amino acids. Gene Ontology annotation, cellular component: nucleus. The record is from RefSeq and is a predicted model, not a curated record. The transcript has 14 exons.
AUGGGUGUGAGAGGUCUCCAGUCCUUUAUGGAGCGCUGCUGUCCAGAAGCCUGUGUGACAGUGAACCUGAGAGACAUGGCCAGACAGCAUGCUGCCAAAAGCCAGCAAGCCUCCACAACCAGUCCCACUCUUGUUGUGGAUGGUAUGGCUUGCCUGCGUCACUGGUACUCAUGUAAGGACUGGGUGUGUGGAGGCCAGUGGAAGGAAUACAUGGAUGUCCUGAAGAGAUGGGUGGAGGCUUUUACCUCUGCUGGCAUUAGACUGGUCUUUUUCUUUGAUGGAGUGGUGGAAGAGCAGAAGAGACAGGAGUGGGUAAAGAGGAGACGUAGAGUGAACGGGGAGAUUUCUAAAAUGUUUUGCUACAUCAAGCAGCACGGAGAGCAGCCUGGUAGAGAGCUCUUUUGUCUGCCCUCUGGUUUGGCAACAUUCACACGCUUUGCUCUCAGGUCGUUGGGUCAGGAAGUGUUUUGCACUGUGCGGGAGGCAGACUAUGAGAUUGCCACGUACGCACGACAGCAUGGCAGCAUGGGCAUACUGGGACAGGACUCAGACUUCAUCAUAUAUGACAGUGCUCCUGUCUUCUCUGUGACUAAGCUGUGGAUGAAGAGGCUCACCACUGUCAUGUACGACCGGCAGCAGCUCUGCCGAACCCUUGGUCUGGCUGUUACUCAGCUCCCACUGCUGGCCUGUCUCCUCGGUAAUGAUAUCGUGUCAGAGGGCCAAAUGCAGCAUAUCAGGGACAAUGCCAUGGCAACAUACAGGAAAAACAAUCCCACACCACACCCAGGAGCUCCUCAGGGGCAGGUGGUGCUCGCAGUAUCCCAGCUUGUCAGCUCUUUGUGGAAGAAAGAGGAGGAACUAACUGGACUUGUCCCACAGUCUCUAAAUCUGUCAGCUCCGGACAGGGAGCUCCUCAUGAGGGGGGUUUGCUUCUACCUUUUACCUGGACAGAAAGCUCACAUAGAUGACAUUUCUGCACUUCCCUCUGCCUUUGACAAACAUGUUAGCCCAGAAAUAUUAAAGGCAUGUAGAGAGAAGCAUGUAGCAGCAGAGGGUUUCAUGGUUUACAGCGUUGUGUGUGAGGGAGUCACUGAAUGUAGCAAUACUCUGGAGGACGAGGAGGACGCUGAAUUGUUACCUCAGGCCCUCGUCUACAAGCCCUGUAGACAACGCAUCUACGGUCUGCUGCUGCUCAGGCAGGAUGGCAGCACUGUGGACCGUCCAGCAAUCAAAGAAUGGUUUGUCUUCCCUGGAAACCCUUUGAAGGAGCCUGACAUGGUCCACCCUGUCCCAGUCAGCCUGCCUGCUGGCGAUCCACCCACUCUGGACGUGUUAUGGUUUAGCAGUGGUCCUGAGGUUUCUGCUCUUCGCCUGACAACCUUCCUUUCAAUUUUUGAAUGCCUUGACAUCUCAGAGUUGUAUGGAGCCAUUGAAGACCCUCUCCUGGCGGCUCUCUGUCUGACUACAUACAUUGUCCUACAGGUACAAACUUUGUCUCAAGAGGACGUGGAUGCCUACCUGAGUCAGGCCGUGUGUCUGAGACUGAAGUCCCCGCAGGAGCUUCAGCAGAUUGAGCUGCCUUUCCUGUCCAGUCGUGCGGUGCAGCUGGGAUCUCUCUACGUCCGAGGACUGAGCCACCUGCUGGGUGCUAACUGUGCCAGCGGCUGCCCGCUGCCCAGCGCUGCCCUGAUGCCUUGGCACAGCUUCGAUGGACGUCUGUUCCACUCAAAGUACCUGCUGGCACACAGCGGCACAGAGAAAACCGAGCUGCUGGACAGCGACCCAUCCUGCCUGUCGGUGUUCCUCCUGCUGAGGGAGAAACUCACAGAAACCUGCAGGAAAAGAGGCAGAGUCCUUGAGUCCAGACCCAACACACCAAAGCAAAGUUUUAAAACCACACCAGGAGCCACGUACAGAGACAGACACACAGGUCGGCCUCCAGGUGGUGAUGAGGGCUGGAGGGGAAGAGGAGAGACAACGGGAGGCCAUCGACAUGAACGAGGAUGGAGGGAGAGAGGAGAGGAAAGAAGAGGUCAGUUUGACAACAGGGAGAGACUGUGGGAAACAGGAGGACACAGAGGAGGAGGAGGAGGAGGAGGACAGUAUUUUCAUUCAUUUCAGCCACAUUACCACGAUGGAGGAGCACAGAACAUGAACCGCCCUCCAAAACGGUCCAGAGGUCGAUCGUAUAACAACAGAGGAAGAUACCAGCUGGCUCCGAGAUGCAGCAGCUGAUUACACUGAGAUUAGACGUCUCACCUCUAAUCUACCAUCAGCAGUCUGGGACUCGGUCUCGCAGCUCGAAUAGCAGAGAACUAGCUAACGCAUGCACACACAGGUCAUGUAGCCAGGAUGCUCUUCCUCGAACGGUGCAGAUCUCCUGAUUACCUCAAGCUAAUCCUCGCUCGCUCUCUCUUUUGCAGCUGUAAAUGUACAAUAUACUGAUUGUCUACUGACUGUUCGAACCAU